Messenger RNA from Acipenser ruthenus (sterlet), 1559 nucleotides. Its product is annotated as claudin-4-like. Bases 56 to 1189 code for a protein of 377 amino acids. Gene Ontology annotation, biological process: cell adhesion; bicellular tight junction assembly. Gene Ontology annotation, molecular function: structural molecule activity. The transcript has 2 exons. The record is from RefSeq and is a predicted model, not a curated record. Lineage: Eukaryota; Metazoa; Chordata; Actinopteri; Acipenseriformes; Acipenseridae. Gene Ontology annotation, cellular component: bicellular tight junction; plasma membrane.
UCUUACAAGCACGUCCAAGCCGGAUUUAUAAAAAGAAAAAAGAGCAAGACGUUUUAUGAUGGCAUCUCUUGGCCUUCAGGUUUUGGGCAUUGUCCUAGCUGUGAUUGGAUGGAUUGGAACCAUUGUCAUCUGUGCUCUGCCCAUGUGGAAGGUGACGGCUUUCAUCGGCAGCAACAUUAUAACAUCGGAGGUCGUCUGGGAGGGCCCCUGGAUGACCUGUCUGGUGCAGGGCACCGGGCAGAUGGUGUGCGAUACUUACGACACCGUACUGGGUAUCCCUCAAGAUCUCCAGGCAGGCCAGAUCCUGGUGGUGAUUGCUGUUUUUUUGGCCAUCAUAGGUCUCCCAAUGUCCUUUGCUGGAGGAAAGUUUACUAACUGCAUGGAGGACGAAUCCACCAAAGCCAAGAUCUGCAUUGUCUCAGGCAUCAUCUUCAUCAUUGCUGGAGUCCUCACCAUGGUCCCUAUCUGCUGGACUGCCAACACCGUCAUCAGGGACUUCUACAACCCUUUGAUUCAUGAUGCCCAAAGAAUGGAGCUUGGUGCUUCAUUCAUUCUGAUGGCAUCUGUUGGGAUUCAGAUUCUGGGCAUUGCCCUAGCCAUAAUCGGAUGGAUUGGAACUAUUAUCAUCUGUGCUCUGCCCAUGUGGAAGGUGACGGCUUUCAUCGGCAGCAACAUUGUGACAUCUCAGACCAUCUGGGAGGGACUCUGGAUGAACUGUGUGGUGCAGAGCACCGGGCAGAUGCAGUGCAAGAUCUACGACUCCAUGCUGGCUCUCCCCCAGGAUCUCCAGGCAGCCCGAGCCUUGGUUGUGAUUGCUCUUUUGGUGGCCCUUUUUGCUCUCCUGUUGUCUGUUGUUGGAGGAAAGUGCACCAACUGCGUGGAAGACGAAUCCACCAAAGCCAAGAUCUGCAUUGUCUCAGGCAUCAUCUUCAUCAUUGCUGGAGUCCUCACCAUGAUCCCUGUCUGCUGGUCUGCCAACACCAUCAUCAGGGACUUCUACAACCCUUUGCUCAUUGAUGCCCAAAGAAGGGAGCUUGGCGCUUCAUUGUACAUUGGAUGGGGUGCUGCUGGUCUUCUGAUCCUUGGAGGAGGUCUGCUCUGUUGCAGCUGCCCCCCUCGGGAUAACCAGGCCUACUCUGCUAAAUAUUCUGCUGCCAGAUCUACAGCUACAAGCAAGGCUUACGUGUGAAACUUAACAAGAGUUAAAGAGGGGACGUUUUGUAGUUGGACUGUGCGUAUGUGUCAGUUUUCUACCUUCUCCUGCCUUUUUGUUUGUGUGUAAUUGUGUGCUUUCAUCUGCUUUGCUACUUUGUACUCUAUUUCUUGUAAAUGACAAAACAAAAUGCUAAAAUAUGGUACUUCAUUAUGGUAAAAAGUGCCACUAACACAUGAAUUUACUGGCUAAUAUGUAUAUCAUGUACAUUUAACUGCUAAUGGGUAAAUAUCUGCAAAUAAGAAAAAACAGGGAAAUAUUUUACAGCUUUAGAAAUAAUUACAUUUUUGACUGCCUGUGCUCAAAAUAAAUGUUUAUUUUAUGUAUAAAAAACUGUGAGAAACAA